ACGCACCAUUUAAUGUACCAAGACAUAUAUAUUCACCAUCAUCACACACAAACACAUAUAUAGCAGAUAUAUACAUAAGUGAAUCAUCACUAAGCUAGCCAUGGAGAAGAAAUCAAUGGCUGGAUUGUGCUUCCUCUUCCUCGUUCUCUUUGUUGCUCAAGAAGUGGUGCAAACUGAGGCAAAGACGUGCGAGAAUCUGGCUGAUACAUACAGGGGUCCAUGCUUCACCACUGGCAGCUGCGAUGAUCACUGCAAGAAUAAAGAACACCUGAUCAGUGGCAGGUGCAGGGACGAUUUUCGUUGCUGGUGCACCAGAAACUGUUAAAUGGAUCUCCAACGUGAAGAUGCACGCAGGGCCAUUUUAUAAAUAAAACUACCAUAUAGUAUAAAUAUAAUAAUAAGACCACGAUGCAUCUAUGAUCCAUAAGUAUUAAAGUAUUACUGUUAUAUAUCAGAACUAUGUGUGCACUCUGUGCAUAACGGAUGAGUUAUGUACUUUAUGUUCAACAAUAAAUUAAGUGCUACUAGCUGUUGCAAAACAUGAAUUACUGCUACUUUUCCA
Cajanus cajan (pigeon pea) is the source of this 562-nucleotide messenger RNA. RefSeq names its product defensin-like protein. Gene Ontology annotation, biological process: defense response. NCBI's taxonomy places the organism in Eukaryota, Viridiplantae, Streptophyta, Magnoliopsida, Fabales, Fabaceae. The record is from RefSeq and is a predicted model, not a curated record.